GAAUGCACGUUUACACGCAUUUAACCUGCAAUUGCUACACACUUGCUACCGUUAUUUAUUAAACAUGAUGUAUCCCAUAGACUGUAAUUUUAUGCUCAGUAUGCAUACAGGCUUGUAAUUAUAUAUUUCUAUGUGGUAGAAUGAUGGUCUGAUGAUCUGAACAAUUUUGUUCUGUUUUGGAAAGUGAAUUUUCAGCGGAGUUAUCUUCAUACGAGUUCAUUUCACAUGUAUCUCUCAGGGGAUCAUUACUGCCUGCGUAUAUCCUAGACUCCAGAGAGAGAUCAUUCACAUGGAUUAUAUUCGGAUUUCUUUUUUUCAUUUGGUAGUUGUUUAUUUAUAAAGAGAACUUCAAGCACAACAAGUUCCUCAACUGAACUUGUUUUAUAUAAGAAAGACGUCCUUUUGGGAAAUCGACCAACACCAUGAGUGACCAAAAAAACAACUUUAAUUUAAGUGAAAUUCUUGACUCAAGUUGAUAAUUAAAAAAAGGAAGAAGAAGAAAAGAACAAACCGUUAAGUCUUUUUGUUCCAGAGCAUCAUAUUUUCUGCCUUCUUUAAUACGUACAUUUGUGAAUUACCACUGUAAAAUAUCGUGCAUUUUCAAAGAACUAUUGCUGUCUGAUAUCGUCGGGAAAGAAGACAUCUUGAAGUCUGUUUGUUCCAGAGCAUCAUACUUCUGUAUUCUUAGAUAGGAGUACGUAACUUUGUGAAUUACUACCGGAAAAAAUAGCAUUUUCAAAGAAUUGCUAACUGAUAUCGUUGGGAAAGUGGUCACUGGCACUAUGAUGGAGAAGCUGAAUUUAUAUGAAAGGCUAAAGUUUAGUCGCCAGGCUAUACCUCUGAAUCAACUCAACAGUAAUCAGUUUCCUAUCAUCGUAAAGAUAACCAGUUGUGAAAUCGCUGGUAGUGCAGUGACACGCAAAGAGAUCUUGCGAAUCAACCACGUUGGCUAUGAGCGUCGAGUUUUGGCUGUCGAUUCGUUGCAAAGAAUCUGGAACUUCCCAAUCCACACAGGAAUGAAGUUUGAUAUCAUCGGGAAGACACUGGAAAAUCGCAAGUCCGUAUUCAUGCGGGAGAUCAUAGAAUGUGGGAGUAGCAAACGAGCCAAGAAGAUCCGGUUCUCCGAGUCCCAAGUCGAUACCGCUCAGAUCCACAUCACCGGCCAGGACGAGGAGAAGAAGUUAUCAGACAUGGUCAUUGGAGACUUCAAGAUUAAAGAUGUAACCCAGGUGCGAUACUACGCUGGAAACAGAAUUGUGGAUGAUGAGAUCAGCCCCAAAGUGGUCAUACUUCCCUCGAGCCUUGACAUCCACGUCACCAUGGCAACUGGCUUGGUCGGGAUGCCAGCCUCGGCUAUGAUGACCUACAUGAACCAGCUAUCAAACGAGAUAAAUUCGUGGGUGAACUUUGACAUGUGCCGUGGAAGUUCAGAUAUCCUCUUUUAUACGGGAAUCCCGAAAUCUCUUAAAGGGAAGAAGACACUUAAUGACCUAGCCAAACUUAAUAUCUCGCCUAAAAUCGUCCGAAUCAGUAAAGCUUACCGUAAAAGCCGUGGGCUACCCCGACCGAAGCAGACGACAUCAGCAGGGGAUGGUGGUAAUAUCUCUGGCUCUGCCAUGGCAAACAUGAUGGCCUCCUCGAGAGGUGAAAGCUUUAAAAACAGCGAAGCGAAGAGUAAGAACGCCUUGCAGUGGCUUCGAACAGUCGACACUUCUCAUGGGACGGCGUCGGCGACGAGUGUGAUCACCGGAGACGAGGAUAUGAGUGAGGAAGAACGGCAGGCGAUGAUUCGGGCACGAAGAAGGCUGCUGAUGAGCUUAGACGAUUAUGGAUACGGAAGCGAGCAAGACACGCCGGAAAGUCGCAGUGGUGAUCAUCAUGUCAACGGUGACGAUGAUCAAAAGGAGGACGAAAAUGGCGGUGAUCAUGAUCAUGAUAUCGGCAACAACGUGAGCGAAGCAACGGAGAGCGGAGUGGAUGUCGAGUCCCGGGAAGAUGUGUCCGUGGCAUCGAGCUCGUCGAAAAUCGAUGUCCCUGUCGUAGUGGAGCAAGCGGACGGAAGUCAUCGAGUUGUAACACGACGCGAGCGUUCCACGAGAAGAAAGUCUACCCGCCGGUUUGGCGGAUACUUUAAACCCUCCAUGGAUUUGAUAGACGGUUAUUCCAGUGCUCAUGGAAAGCAAGACACAGAGGAGCCUGUCCUCCGCCAAAGCAGCAACGUUCCUUUCGAAAUGUCCAGUAGUUACUUCUCGCUGUCCAAAAAAUGGAUCGCUAGGGACAGCGGCUCCGAGCAAAGUGAGACGCCGCACGCGAUGACGAAAAGAGAGUCGAACUUCCGGUUUUUCACGUUCUCAAGAUCCAGGAGGCUAGAUGACCAGGAAGGUCCCAAACGAAGGAGUUCAGAUUUUGCAGGAUCUGCUGAUAUCGAGGAUGAAGAGCACCUGUCUUACUUCAUGAGGUUCCUGGAACUACAGGGAGAUCAACCUCACAUAGACUAGACAAACUAAUAAUGUAAAUAUAUCAAUUUAUGGAGAGACCUUUUUAAGAUAAUGAAUUAUUUUUUAAGAAAGACUUUAUUAAAUAUUUCUGCACAAAGCAUAAAAGCAAAUACAAAAUGGGCGAGUAAAAUUACUUGCCAAUAUUAUACUGUACACAAACCGCGAUUUUAAUAAGCUCGAUGCAAUCCAUCAAAAUAUACCAUAAACUUAUUUUGUUACAUGAGCACAGUCUGUUAAUAAAUUUUUAUCUCAGAUAUGGAAAAUGAACAAUUUACAUGAUAAAUAAGUAGCUCGUAAAUGCCUUAAAUGACUAUUGGUAAAAGUAAAAUCAUAGAGCGUACCUCUGAAAAUGAAAUUACCCAUGGUGUAACAAUGGAGAAGUGAAUUUAUUUGUCAUUAUUUAGAGCCAUGCUCCGUUUUCCUUUUUUUUUAUUGCUUGUUUUUUCUAACUUGAAAACUGAUUUGAGUUCCCUUUGCACUCAAAAUAAACAUUUUGUCAAUAUCAUUAGCCUAUUAACAUUAUCAAAAACUUACAAAAUAUAUUACGUCAACGGUAUGAUUGCGAAUUGAAGUAUAUUUUAUGUGCUGUAUAAAAAUUUCCAUGGCAUUGAUCAAAGCAGAGUCAGGCAAUCCCCCCUCCCUCCUUGACAGAGUGAAAUAAUUCAUUUCCAUACGCUUUUAUUUUGAACAGUUAUUUUUGUUUGUUAUAGUUUGUUUAUUUUUUGUGUGCCUUUCCUAAGAUUUUUGUUCUUAUGAGCGGCUGGUCCGCUUUAUAUAUUCUGUUCAAGCUAUGAGUUUGUUUAUGAUAAUGCAAUAUUUUAGGCGACUGGGUCGUCACAUAGAGUUUAUCAAAAUUCACGAGAAAAUAAAAUGCUUUGUGAAUAGCA
Lytechinus pictus (painted urchin) is the source of this 3385-nucleotide messenger RNA. RefSeq lists its product as uncharacterized. The record is from RefSeq and is a predicted model, not a curated record. NCBI's taxonomy places the organism in Eukaryota, Metazoa, Echinodermata, Echinoidea, Temnopleuroida, Toxopneustidae. The transcript is spliced from 6 exons. Bases 783 to 2498 code for a protein of 571 amino acids.